This is a messenger RNA of Ruditapes philippinarum (Manila clam), 4287 nucleotides long. RefSeq names its product cell death abnormality protein 1-like. The transcript has 5 exons. Gene Ontology annotation, molecular function: scavenger receptor activity. Bases 109 to 1821 code for a protein of 570 amino acids. The record is from RefSeq and is a predicted model, not a curated record. Lineage: Eukaryota; Metazoa; Mollusca; Bivalvia; Venerida; Veneridae.
CUUGUUUAUUGAAAAGUUUUAAAGUUUGCAGAUGAUCGCUUCAUUAAUUUCGUCUUGUGUUUUCUAUUUCAGUAUAUACACUGAAAUUACAAAAUAUAACACGUAAAGAUGGAUUGUACAGUGAUAUCUUUGUUACUUACAUACUUGUAUCUGCCUACAGUUGCAAGUGAAGUAAUUAGUUGUGAUAGUGGACAAUGGGGCAUCAACUGCACGAGCACCUGUCCAGAUUACUGCUCACCCUAUGAUUGCGACAAGAAAACUGGUUUUUGUUACGGAUGUAUGACCGGUUUCCAUGGAAAAUAUUGUGAUAUACCAUGCCCUUUAAAGUGUAUCAAAUGUGACCAAUACACUGGAGAAUGUGACACAUCAUGUUCCAUUAACUGUAACGGUUGUACUACGUCCACCCGUACAUGUUCGUCUUGUAAACAUGGCUGGUAUGGAAAAGCGUGUGAACAGCCUUGCAUUUUAGGACCAGGGUGUGCAAGAAGCGUCUGUUCGAAGUCAAAUGGCGAUUGUCCUGUUUGUCACAAUGGAUGGUGCGGACCGAAUUGCAAACAUCGAUGCCAGAAGAACUGUUUUGGCGCAUGUUCUAAAAGGUCUUGCAAUUGUAUUCGCUGUGUUUCAGGAAGGUGGAGUAGAUAUUGUCAUAGGAAAUGUACAGGAACAUGCGAAAUGUGUGAUAAAUCUGUCGGGAAAUGUUUGCUUUGCCCGGACAAAUAUUGGGGGCCUACCUGCUCUAGCCUCUGUAGCUCAAACAAUUGCGAAAGGUGUGAUGUAAAUACAGGAAUUUGCAAAAAGUGUAACGCAGGCUACUGGGGUCCAGACUGUGAGAGACAUUGUAACAACUGUAUUGACAAAACAUGUGAUAUUUCGUCAGGCUUGUGUGAAAACUGUCAGGAAGGAUAUGCAGGCGAAUACUGCAACAUAAGCUGUGAAACAUCUAGGUGUUCAAAUUGGUAUUGUAACAGAAGACAAGGGUUCGCUUGUUCAUCUUGUAAAAAGGGCUAUUGGGGUACAUUUUGUGAAAAUAAAUGUUCUGGAGAAAAUUGCGGACAGUGCAGUAAAGAUCGGGGGAUUUGCAUGGCGUGUACCGCCGGAUAUUGGGGUCAUUCCUGCGAGAAGAAAUGUCCAAUGAACUGCAGACUAAGCUGCAUCAAAAGGUCAGGUGCCUGUAAUUAUGUAUGUGAUUCUCAGUGCAUUACGGAUACUUUUUGUAAAGCAGGGUAUUGGGGAGCUUGGUGUGAAAAAAAAUGUUUUGAAGAAAAUUGCGAGAAUUGUGAUGUUUGGCCUAACUAUGGGCUAUGCACAAAAUGUAAGCCUGGGUUUUGGGGACCCGACUGCCGGAAUAAAUGCUCUCCUGAUAAAUGUAUGGAAUGUAACAUAGAUGAUGGCCACUGUACACUGUGCAAUGACGGAUUUUGGGGGGAAAACUGCAGUUUACUGUGCCAUGGUGAAUGUCGUUGUUGUGACGCUAUUUUUGGCAAUUGUGUUCCAGACAAAUGCUCGGGUAUUACUGUAACACCAAAUGCAGCAAUAGGUGAAAUCUCAGAAAAUAACACUUUGCCGAUUGUUGGCAUUGUACUGAUGAUUUGUUCAAUCGCCAACUUGUUUGUUUCCUUUAUGAGAAGUCGCAGAAGGCGAAGGUCAACUAAAACUACUGCACAUCAUAAGAAUAUCAAAGAUGCUACAGUGUCAUACAGAGUGAACAAGGAACGGGAAAUGACUAAAAAGGAAGGCCAGUACACGAAUGAGACGUACAACGAAAUAAACAUUGACAGCAGACCAGAAACUAAGUAUCAGAACAUGAAUUUAUUUUAUUAAACAUGAACGACUCUGAAGAUGUUGAAAACCGAUUAAAAUGUGUGGAACACUUCGGAAAUAUCUAGACUUUGAAAUUAUGCUAAGAUACUGUUAUAUCUGCCUACAUGCACUUACCAUACUAUAUGUAUUAUAAUGUGACUGUAUAUUUGAUAAAAAUGGCCAAAUUUUAUUGCAAUGCAAAUUUAAUCAUUUUAUGAAAUAAAUAUGUCACGAGUGACAGUGGCCACGGCUGAGAUAAGAUAACUUUCAUACCAUGGGAUAAAUACUGUAUAUUUAGGGAAAAUGUAAAUAAUGUGUUUAUCCUAUACUUUUCUCUUUUUGACGUUGUGAUUCGAUAGACUUUCAUUACAUUGUGUGUACUUGCAGAAGAAAAGAAGAAAGUAGUCCCAGUUUCACUGCAGUGAAAAAAUAUUUGUUUACAGUAAAAAUACGGAUAAAUAAAAAUUGCUUUUUGUAUAUUAAUCAGUGUUUCUCGAUAUUUCAUUUUUAAAUAUAUUAUUUAUCUUAUUAUUAGCAGACCGGAAUCUAAGUAUGAGAACAUGAAUGACUCUGAAGAUGUUGAAAACUGAUUAAAACGUGUGUAACACUUUAGAAACUUAGAUUAUGGAAACAUACCGGGGAAACUGUAUGCACUUACUAUACUAUCAUAAUGUAACCGUUUAUUUUAUCAAAGUAGAAACAUUAUAUGUAAAUGUAAAUUUAAAUAGAUUAUCGGAUAAUUUUCCACUAUAAACAUUAUGAAGUCUAAAUAUUAUAAUGCGCAUAGCAUAAGGCAGAAUAAAUUAGCGAAACGUGCACUUGAACCAUUACCAUGUUUGUUUGUUUGUUAAAUAUGUAAAUCUUAUAUUUCAUAUGAUUCAUAAUAUUAAGAAGUUCGUCACGAAUGAAAUAUUGCGUUAAAAUACUAGAACGUUUUAGAUCGCUGCAUAAAGAAUCCAAAUAUAACUUAUACGAUGGGUAACGCCUAUAUUUGUAAACUACAUGGAAAAUGUUAGCAUAAAUACAGGAUAUUCAAGUUUUAUAGUAACAGGAUAUUCAUUACAUCGAGUGGUAUAAACAUAAACAUGUCACGAGUGACAGUGGCCACAAGUUAUAUAGGAAAAAUGAAUGUUUUGUGGGUUGCGUUCAUUGAAUGCCGCCUUUCCUUGUUGAUCUUGUGUUUAUUAUUCUUAUCUCUUUUUUACCUUGUGAUUCGAAAGACUUUUCCUUUAAUUUUGUGUAUUGUCUGAUUUAAGGUAAACCACCCCGAACGCAUUACCUCUACUUUGAAAAGUUUUCAAAUAGGCUAUAAUUUUGCAAGAUCAACCAACAUACUUUAAAGUACUAUAAAAUAAGGCAAAUUUUGAAAAAGCCCCUGAUUGUGGUAAAUUUCUGGGAUAUUUUGAAUAAGGUUUUUGACAUAUGGAAAUGGUCAAAUAAAUGCUUUAGUGAGUAGGGUAGGGUAACAUUUUUAAACAUAUUAAAACAUUUUGUUUAGAAACAAUCAUUUUGCUCGUGUAAUUUGUUACCUCAAUGUUAUUAUUUGUUUCUAAAGAAUGAGCAAUAGGAAAAAGAUACUCGGCCGAAGUAUAUCUGUUUGACAUGCUUGAAUAACAAUGACAUGAUAAUGUUUUCUUGUAUCUAUAAAGAAAAUACCCAUUUUGUAAACAUUGAAAUUAAAUUAUAACAUAUUUAUAUUGAAAAUUUUUCAAAGAAGAACAACUUCUAUUUAAGUUGUCCCUUUUAUUGUUUUAAGUUUGACUUUAUAGAUUUUGUAAUCAUCUACAAAUUAAUCUAAAAAAUAAAAAAAAAAACAUUAUCCUCAGUCAUGUAUAUUUUGUUUUAGAACUAUCCUCUACAUUUUAUUUGAUAGUCGCGAAACUAUUUCUUACAUUUCAUCAUAGAGCCAUCUUAAAAAAAUAUUUUAGAAUGGUUAGAGCUAUGCUUUACAUUUUAUUUUAGAACGGUUAGAACUGUCCUUUACAUUUUAUUUUGGAAGGACCAAUGAGAUUCACCGAUUUUACAAGAGGUCAAACUGAUAACAGACUGACUUCGUCCGAAAAAGUGCCCUAUAAUAGCAGUUUUAGUUCAGAAAAAUGUCCAUAGCUCUCAAAUGACUUGAUAAAUUUUAUUUAAAUUUUGCAUACAUGUGACUUUAAAGGAAUAUAACUGUCCUAUAUUGUCAAUUUUGCAGUUCCUUAUAGUUCCCAUUAGGGGUGGUCUGCCUUAAGAAAUGUUUCACUGCAGUAAAAUAUAUUACAGUGACAAUACGGAAAAUGAAAAUAUGCAUUUUAUAUAAUCACUUAUUUCUUAUAUACAUAUAUUUUAAAUGUAAUUACUUAUAUUUAGCAUUUCUACAAGUUCUAUGGAUUUGAUAAAUUUAUUUCUUGAUGUAAAAUAUAUACAUGACUGAUCAUAAUAUAUUCAUAAGGCAUUUAUACGGAAAACUUGUUUAACGAGGGAAGUCAAUUAAAUAUACGAACUCUA